GGGGCCUGUUCCUCGCUGGGCUCGCUGGGCUGCGGGCGGGCCCGGGCGGCGCGCGCUGCGCUCGGCCGGGAGCAGAUAUAAUUCAGCUGGAAGAACGUAUGGCUGGCAGAUAGAAAGUCACUGCUCUUUUGGAAGGCCUCCCAUUCCACUGCACCAGGACUUUCCAGCUGAAUCUUGGUGGGAACUGUGUGUGCGGGGUUAGCUGCCUGGGAAGCUCUCACAGCUGGGCUGGCAGCCCCUGGAUGUGGCUGUGGGUGCGGAACGUGUCGUCUCGCCAUCGCGUGGUUCAGUGCUGGGUGCUGACACGUGCCCCGUUCCAGAGCCAAAUGGAAACCCCACAGUGUGAGGGUGUGCACACUUCCACUGGAGAUUGCUGGAAGGCUUGGGAAGGUGACUGGAAGCAGCACAGGGUGAAGGUUCCAGCACUGUGGUAAGUGUGCUAUUUUAAACCAGCCAGGAGAAGAGCUGGGAAAGGAGCUGCUGUGGAACUGUGAGUCCAGGAGUGAAUCACUUGCUGAUGAAUUGUCUGCAGCUGUGUGUGGGAAGAUGAAAGAGCUGAGAAUUUAAAAAGAGGAGGCAGCAGUAGCUGGCAGCAUGUUCUUGCUCAUGGCGAGGGGAGGGAAUGUGCGUGCAGAGUAUGAGGGCAGUGGCUUUCUAGAAGAUGACCAUAGAGGAUCUCCCAGAACCUUCCUUCGAAGGAGAUUCCCUCAUUGAAAGAGAACGAUUCUUAUUCCCAAACUCUGAAACAUCUGUUACUUUUUCUGUUGCUGCAGCACCAAUGCCUUCUGACUGUGAGUUUUCCUUCUUCGAUCCCAACGAUGCAGCAUGCCAAGAAAUACUCUUCGACCCCAAAACAUCAGUUUCUGAAUUGUUUGCUAUCUUAAGGCAGUGGGUUCCACAGGUCCAGCAGAAUAUUGAUAUUAUUGGGAAUGAGAUCAUUAAAAGGGGUUGCAAUGUGAAUGACAGAGAUGGACUGACUGAUAUGACUCUCCUACAUUACACUUGCAAGUCAGGGGCUCAUGGCAUUGGUGAUGUCGAAACUGCUGUAAAAUUUGCAACACAGCUUAUUGAUUUGGGUGCUGACAGCAGCUUGCGCAGCCGCUGGACAAAUAUGAAUGCCUUGCACUAUGCUGCCUACUUUGAUGUUCCAGAACUGAUCAGUGUUAUUUUGAAAAAUGCAAAGCCAAAAGAUGUGGAUGCCACCUGUAGUGAUUUUGAUUUUGGAACAGCUUUGCAUAUUGCUGCAUUUAACCUAUGCACAGGAGCUGUCAAGUGUUUACUGGAACAUGGAGCAAAUCCUGCCUUUAGGAAUGACAAAGGGCAGAUUCCAGCAGAUGUAGUUCCUGAUCCAGUAGAUAUGCCCCUGGAAAUGGCAGAUGCAGCAGCCAGUGCAAAGGAAAUCAAGCAGAUCCUGCUGGAUGCAGUGCCUCUCGCAUGUGACAUCUCCAAAGCCAUGAUUCCAACCUACGACCACGUCACAGGCAGGGCCAUGCUUCUGUCACUUGGCCUGAAGCUGGGAGAUCGUGUUGUUAUUGCAGGACAGAAGGUUGGUACCUUAAGAUUUUGUGGCACAACAGAAUUUGCCAGUGGCCAGUGGGCUGGUGUAGAGCUGGAUGAACCAGAAGGGAAGAACAACGGAAGUGUUGGAAAAGUCCAGUACUUCAAGUGUGCACCAAAACGUGGUAUCUUUGCACCCCUUUCCAAAAUAAGCAAGGCUUCUGAUCACAAGAAAAGCUCCGUCCGAAGCUCUUCCAUGAAGUCUUCACCUGUGGUCAAAUCCAAGAAAGUAGAUGUGACACACAUAACUUCCAAAGUGAAUUCUGGCCUUAAUAUUGCAAAAAGAGACAGUGCUUCUGAAAACAACUUUCUGGCUGCUAACAGGGGAAAAACAGUACCUGCAAAAGAUGGUUUUCCUGGGUACAGCAGCUCUUCCUCUUCUACUGCCUCCUUGGAAGGCAAACGGAAUUACUCCAAGAAGAGGAACUCAAUGAGCAGCAGUAAAAAGGCCCUGACCAGAGUGUCUUCUGCCUCAUCUAAGAUCAGUGCUGGGCUGUAUAGUUCCCCAACCACGAGGAAAAAUGCUCUUGAUGGAGAAAUCCAGGUUGGAGACAGAGUACUGGUGGUGGGACAGAGAACAGGCACUGUUAGAUUUUGUGGGACAACAAAAUUUGCACCAGGGUUCUGGUGUGGAAUUGAACUGGACAAGCCCCAUGGGAAGAACGAUGGCUCUGUGGGAGGAGUGCAGUACUUCAGCUGCCUUCCCAGAUACGGCAUAUUUGCACCCCCAUCUCGUGUACAGAGACUGGCUGGUUCUCUGGAUUCUCUCACAGAGACUUCAUGGAGUAAAGUAACUCACACUUUUCCAGGUUUUAGACGCAGUCUAAGCAGCACUUCUGCAUCUUCACAAAAGGAGAUAAACAGAAGAAAUGCCUUUGUUAGAUCCAAGAGCUCUGUGCUGCGGCGCAGCUGGAGCAGCAGCACGGCAUCUCCCUCCGAGGGGCCCGUGAAGCUGCACGAGGGCUCCCAGGUCCUCCUGACCAGCUCCAACGAGAUGGGCACCAUCAGGUACAUCGGCCCCACAGACUUUGCCCCAGGGAUCUGGCUGGGGCUGGAGCUCCGCAGUGCCAAGGGGAAGAACGACGGCUCUGUGGGGGAGAAGCGCUACUUCAGCUGCCGGCUGAACCACGGCGUCCUGGUGCGCCCCAGCAGGGUCACCUACCGUGGCAUCAACGGGGCCAAGCUGGUGGAUGAUAUCUGCUGAGCCCACAGAGUGGGGAAGGAGUAUUUUAAAGCACAAAGAAACCCUGCCUAGAAUGCAAACUUAUUUUGGAACCUUUAAAUCUGCGUUUGCGUUUUACAUAUAGAAGUAUGUAUGUGCGUGUAUAUAAUAUAUAUAUUUUAUAUAAAUAUAUAUAUAUAUAUAAAAAAAAUAGAUAAAGUGUUCAGUCAUGUUAAGAAGUAAAACCACUGUUGAGUUUCUUUAUAAUGACCCUUGCCUGGAAGGUUAUUAAAGCAUCUUGGGUUUAAGAUGCUGCAUUAUUUGAACAC
Messenger RNA from Onychostruthus taczanowskii (white-rumped snowfinch), 3048 nucleotides. It is a transcript of the gene CLIP4, whose product is annotated as CAP-Gly domain containing linker protein family member 4. Gene Ontology annotation, cellular component: cytoplasm; microtubule plus-end; nucleus. The record is from RefSeq and is a predicted model, not a curated record. Gene Ontology annotation, molecular function: microtubule plus-end binding. The transcript has 20 exons. The coding region runs from base 662 to 2761 and encodes 699 amino acids. Gene Ontology annotation, biological process: cytoplasmic microtubule organization. NCBI's taxonomy places the organism in Eukaryota, Metazoa, Chordata, Aves, Passeriformes, Passeridae.